CUAUUUCCGCGCCUUCUUCCCUUCUCCGAGAGGAAAUACCGCAAGAAAGAAGAACUAAAGCUUCCCUCCGCCGGCAUCGGAGAGAUGCGGGAAGAUGACUGCGCUAACGGCCACACAUACCGCAGUCCUCUUCAUCUCCGUCAGCCCCUGCCGUCGACUCGCCGUCCGGUUCUCUCGUAGGAGCGAGGACGCCACCGCGCUGGCGCCUCUUCCUAUCCUCCGGCAUUCGAUUGGGAGGAAAGGGAGGCGUCGGGUUAGGGGAGGAGUAGUUUGGGCAGAGGAGGAGCUGAGCGGGAGCCGUUAUUUGGAGGCGGAAAUCUAUGAGUUCAUGGUGAGGUCGGCGGAUCCGAUGGGUUUUCCGAGUAGAGAAGCGCUGAAAGCUGCUGGUAGGGAGGACUUGGCCAAGGCCAUCGAGAAGGAAGGGGGAUGGCUUGCCUAUGGCUGGGAUUCGGAUGAGGAAGAAGAGGAGGGAGAUAUAGGUACGGAGGAUUCCAGAAUAUUUCAGCAUAGGAUGGCUUUUGUCGCUGGUGAAGCUGAUGCUGCCUUGGAAUCUGAUUCGGACAACGUUUGGGAUAGUUCGGAGGAUUCUUCCGGGACCUCGACAUCUCGGAGGCCAAUGGACAUUGAAGUUUCGCAGGAUGCUGGAAUCGAUGGUAUAUUGAAUCGCCUGGAGAAAGAACGGAAUUUAGCUUUUGGUUUCAUCUCGCCAAAGGAGGAAGAGUUGAUGAUUAAGAAGGACGAAAGCCUUUCCAUAACUGCUUUAAGGCAUGAAUUUCGAAAUACAGUUGGAAGCAUCGAAAGUACCAAAAGGUGUGUAUCAUCUAACCUUGAAGAAGGCUUACAUCAUCACUCUGGUGUCCAAAAUUCUGAUAACGGAUCUUUAAUGGAUAUCAAUACCGAUUCUGAGCCUGAGACAUGGAGGUCAUGGAGUAUUCAAAGGUCAGGAGAUCCUUUAUCCAACUUCGAAGCUGCUGAAAUUGUUGUCGAGGAAGACCAAAGAAAAUCAGACAUCAAUUUUGUUAGUCGUUAUUUAUCAGGAAACGAGAAGGAAAAUGUAUUAACUGAUCGAUUGGCGUCUGGACCUAUAAGUAGUGGAAACAAUUGCCCUUAUGAUAAUGACCAGGGAAGUCUCAAAAGUGAAAUUAUUGUAUGUCUGCAGCACUUGGAAUUACAGUUAACUUCUGCACUUCAAUUAUGUAAAUUCAGGAGUUAUGGCAUUCAUUCAUGCAUGGAUCAAGACCAAGAAAGUUUACUUGAGCAGCUGCAUUCUCUUUCUGAUGCUUUGGAAUUCCAGCAGAAUGAAAUAAAGAAUGCCAGAGAUAUAUUACGUUCAACAAGAGCUAAGCUGGCUGUUAUGGAAGGCAAGAUUGCACUUGAGGUCAUUGAAUUUCAAAAAGUUAUUGAAGUUAAACAACUGAGGCUUGCUGCUGCUGAAAUGUCCCUGAGUAUUUUGCGCUCUGUAUGCAUAGUCUGGCCUAACUCUGCCUCAGAAGUUCUUCUUACUGGGUCCUUCGAUGGAUGGACAAGUCAGUGGAGGAUGGAAAAGAACAAUACUGGGGUGUUUUCUUUGUGCUUGAAGCUCUAUCCUGGACGCUAUGAGAUCAAAUUCAUUGUUGAUGGUGUUUGGGCAAUCGAUCUCUUACGUCCUAUUACCAACAAUAAUGGCUUCAAAAACAAUCUCCUUAUUGUUACGUAAGUGCUGAACAUUCUUGCUUGUAAUUUAAAUAGUUUAGCCGUUACUAUGGUUAGCCCACUCUAAUCAAUUCAACUGAUGAGAAGAUCUGUAGCUUAUAAUUGUAGAAGGUAGCCUAUUUUUGUCUUCUUUUUAUCUGGCCCGGCAUGGGAAUUGCACCCUUGUGCUUGGGAAACAAACUUGUAAUACUUUUUGCUUUAACAUUUGUAAACUGAUCAGUUAAAUCAUUUAAAUUUAUUUUUUCACACUAAUAAGUGCUGUUAUUAUGA
Dendrobium catenatum is the source of this 1962-nucleotide messenger RNA. RefSeq names its product protein PTST homolog 2, chloroplastic. Lineage: Eukaryota; Viridiplantae; Streptophyta; Magnoliopsida; Asparagales; Orchidaceae. The record is from RefSeq and is a predicted model, not a curated record. The transcript is spliced from 8 exons. The coding region runs from base 95 to 1696 and encodes 533 amino acids.